AUGUCCGCACCCACAAAGGCCGAUGGCCAUGGCCAUGAUGAACCAACCUUCAUCAGAUACUCAGCAAACAUGGCUGCCACUAUGGAGAAAGACACGCCGCCUCUCAAGGCAGUCCAGCUCGAGUCGCUGGUCGUCAUGAAAGUGAUCAAGCACUGUGCCACGCGCUUCCCUACCGUCGCGACAGGCUCUCUCGUUGGUAUGGACAACAAUGGAACCCUCGAAGUCACCAAUUCUUUCCCAUUCCCCGUCGUCGACUUGCCGCCAGAGGCGCAGUACGAGCAACAGCACUUCAAUAGCGCUGCUGCUGCUCCUCGCGCAAAGUCAAACACUCAAUACCAAACCGAGAUGAUCAAAAUGCUUCGCGAAGUGAACGUCGAUGCAAACAAUGUGGGAUGGUACACGAGCGCCAAUCUGGGUAAUUUCGUCACCACGAAUUUCAUCGAGAACCAGUUCCACUACCAGAAAGAGUUGAAUGAGAAGACCGUCGCGCUUGUCCACGAUGUCAGUCGCAGCUCGCAGGGCAUUCUGAGCAUCCGCGCGUUCAGACUCUCCCCCCAGUUCAUGACCGCCUACAAGGAGAACAAGUUCACCACCGAGAACCUCCUCAAAUCUGGACUGAAGUACACUGAUAUUCUUGUGGAACUUCCGGUCACCGUUCACAAUUCUCACCUCGUCACCACCUUCCUUCAACAGAUCCCCAAGAUGAUCGCGAGUGGCAUCAUGAGGCCCCCGACCUCCGUCGCUGAGAUCGAGAACAACCCAGCCUUCAAGAACGACACUCUCGCUCCUAACUUCGAGAACCUCUCCAUCUCCAUCGAUCCGUACUUGUCCCAGACUGCCGACAACCUUCUCGACUCGGUCGAAACCCACCAUGUCGAAUCCAACAACUUCUCCUACUACCAACGUGCCAUGGCUCGAGAGCAGGCUAAGAUUCAGCAAUGGCAGACUAAGCGCAAGGCCGAGAAUGCAGCACGAGCUCUCUCAAAGCAGCCACCAUUGCCGGAGGACGAGUACCUGAGACUUUUCAAGUUGCCUACGGAACCAAGUCGCUUGGAGAGCAUGCUGAACAGCCGACAAGUCGAACAGUAUGCGCGCCAGGUUGACGGCUUUGUCGCUGGUACAACUGGAAAGAUGUUUGCUGUCCGUGGCAAUCUGCUUCCGAACGAAGGAAAAGAGGAAUGAACUCGAGAUGAAUGAUUCUGAUUGAGCACGAAGUGGAGUGAACAGCGGAAUGAUCAAAGUCGAUGCACAGUGAGAUGGACUUACCUCGACACUGUAAUUAGCAUGACAUACCAUAGCAUAGCGUCAGGCGUUUUGGCGUUUGGCCUGGAGGACACCACGUCCAAACAGAGAUACGGCUGGGUCAUGUGUCUCAAAGGGCACUUUUCGACGAGGCAUCAAAAGUUCUAGGAUAGAAAUGGCGGUUUCCUCAGAUAUGGAAGUCUCAGAGCUCCGGUGGUUGACUGUCAUAAGACGGAAAAUGAAGCAUCAAAGAUCUCUUUAUUUG
Exophiala xenobiotica is the source of this 1507-nucleotide messenger RNA. RefSeq lists its product as uncharacterized. Gene Ontology annotation, cellular component: eukaryotic translation initiation factor 3 complex; cytosol; eukaryotic 43S preinitiation complex. The transcript is spliced from 4 exons. Gene Ontology annotation, molecular function: metallopeptidase activity; translation initiation factor activity; protein binding. Bases 1 to 1182 code for a protein of 393 amino acids. NCBI's taxonomy places the organism in Eukaryota, Fungi, Ascomycota, Eurotiomycetes, Chaetothyriales, Herpotrichiellaceae. The record is from RefSeq and is a predicted model, not a curated record.